This is a messenger RNA of Bactrocera tryoni, 1154 nucleotides long. RefSeq names its product odorant receptor 94a-like. The record is from RefSeq and is a predicted model, not a curated record. The transcript is spliced from 4 exons. Gene Ontology annotation, cellular component: plasma membrane. Gene Ontology annotation, biological process: detection of chemical stimulus involved in sensory perception of smell; sensory perception of smell. NCBI's taxonomy places the organism in Eukaryota, Metazoa, Arthropoda, Insecta, Diptera, Tephritidae. Gene Ontology annotation, molecular function: odorant binding; olfactory receptor activity. Bases 3 to 1154 code for a protein of 383 amino acids.
CAAUGGCUAUCAAUAAAUUGGCAAACUUUCGCACUUUGGAGCCCAUACUUACCUUUUUGGGCUUGUGGCAAGGAGGAGAUAGUACCUGGUUUAAGCGACAUUAUCGAUAUUACCAGCUAUUCAUGCAUACUAUGAUUACAUUUACCUUUGGAUCCCUCAUGGUCUUAGAAGUAAUUUACAGUGAAAGUCUGGACUACGCCAUAGAUGUGCUAAAGUACAUGCUCGUUGAAAUGGCCAUUAUUUGCAAAGUACUCAAUGCCUGGUACUAUGCACAACAGACAGCCGAAUUAGUGGAUGAAUUGGAGAACAGUGAAAUAUUCGCAUUACGCACGAGCGCCGAAGAGCAGAUGUGGCAAAAAUCACAAAAAAAUUUCCACAAACUGACGAUGAUCUAUAUGGGUACGGGAUUGAACUCGGCAUUCUGUGCUCUACUUGCGGCGGCAUUAAUGGGCGCCAAAGAACUGCCGUAUGCCUUGUGGUUGCCUUAUGAUUGGCGCGAUACUUAUUUUUGGGGCAUUUACUGUUAUGAGUGUAUUGCGAUGCCGUUCACUUGUUCGUGCAACAUUACGAUCGACUUAUUUCAAGCUUAUUUGCUUUUGCAUUUAACACUUUGUUUCCGGGUAAUCAGCAUGCGCUUGGAGCGGUUGGAAAAUGCCGGUACGGAAGACGCGAUCACCACAGAAUUGCUCAAUAACAUUAAAAUGCAUCAGCGUGUGAAGGAAUUGGCUUUAAAGUGUGAGGAGGUCAUAUCACUAGGCUUGUUAUCACAGAUAAUGCUCACUUUCCUAAUCCUUUGUUUCAUAAUCUACAAUAUGCAAAAUGCACACUUCAGCGAAAAUCCCGCUCACUUUUUAGCCAUGUUACAAUACGCACUAAUUAUAUCUAUGGAAAUGUUUCUACCCUGUUACUAUGGCAAUGAACUGACUGUGGAAUCUGAGAAGCUGGGCAUUCACCUCUACAGCUGCGAUUGGACUGCCAUGUCUGCGGUCAAUCGACGUCUAAUUUACGUGUAUAUGGAGUCUUUGAAGAAGCCAGUAGUGUUAUGUGCUGGCAGAUUUUUCGAAAUCGGCAUACCAAUCUUUUCGAAGGCCAUGAAUAAUGCCUACAGUGUACUGGCCCUUUUGCUGAAUGUCAACGAUGAUGAACAACAAUAG